This is a messenger RNA of Bactrocera neohumeralis, 2013 nucleotides long. RefSeq lists its product as uncharacterized. The transcript is spliced from 8 exons. Bases 157 to 1464 code for a protein of 435 amino acids. Lineage: Eukaryota; Metazoa; Arthropoda; Insecta; Diptera; Tephritidae. The record is from RefSeq and is a predicted model, not a curated record.
CGAGAAAUUCGCGAAAGCAUUGAGAACGUCAAGUGGAGAAUUGUAAUUGUAACGCAUCGAAAAACUGCAAGUAUUCGUACGCAAACUGUCUUCAUUGCUUAUUAGUUAAAGUUUUGUAUAGCCUUUGAUCCUACUCGGGAAAGAGUUCUAAAGAUUAUGGGAGUAACUGAUAAGACUCCGGGAGACAGUGCAUCUUGUUCUAAAAUAACAUUAGAAACAUAUCGAGAAAUCUUUCGCGGUUUAGAGCCGGAAGUAGAAAUCGAUGGAUUUGAGGAGGAGCAGGCUUCUGGGCGCGGUGACAAUUAUACGGCGACAAUAUAUCGUACACAUCUAACUGGUCAACGAGAAAGCUCAGCGGAUGGUAAAAAACAAAAAUGGGAAAAGAAUUUAAUUUGUAAGAGAAUACCGGAGAAUGCACAACGUCGAGAAGCUUAUAAAAGCGAUAAGCUCUUUAGAAAUGAGGUGUUAUUUUAUAUGGAAAUAAUGCCAGAACUGUUGAGAUUUCAAGAAGACAAAACAUCCAAAGUUUUUGGAGCCACUCCUAAAUGUUACUAUGCGCGUGAUGAUCUCCUCAUAAUGGAGGACUUGCGCGUGCGCAACUUCCAAAUGCCGGAUCGCCAAAAGGGUUUAACUUUAGAAGAGACACACUUGGUGCUAAAAGAGAUGGCUCAAUUUCAUGCCCUCAGUUUGUCUUAUAAAUUUGAAAAUCCUGCUCAUUUCGAACGAUUGCGCGAACAUAUUACCGAAGGACUGUUUUGUUCCUCAAAUGCGAAUUGGUACAAAAAUUACUAUGAAAGGCUUACAAAGGAUGCCAUUAAAAUGGUUUCUGAUAUCCUUCCGAAUGAUUCUAAAUAUUUGGAAGCAAUGAAAAAAUUUGCGGGGUCUUCAACGUUCUUUUCCCAAAUGGUUCAUUUAGUCAGUGCGGAGUCGACACUUUCUGCUAUUUGUCACGGUGACUGUUGGGUCAACAAUUUCCUCUAUCGCUAUGAAUGCGCCGGGGAUAAUACAGAACAAAAACGAGCCGUAGAUGUUUGCCUGGUAGAUUUUCAACUGAUUCGCUACAGUUCUAUUGCACUGGAUAUAGCCAAUUUAUUAUUUUGUUGUACCACCAAAGCAAUGCGCGAUGAACAUUUAAACGGGUUUAUUAAACUAUAUACAUCAGAAGUUUUUGGUUGGCUCAAAUUAUUAUGCACAAACAUACCAGAAGUAUGUGAUACCAUGGAAAAACUUGCAAAACUAUUUCGCAUUGAAUUGAAAGAGUAUGGACGUUUUGCACUUGGACUUGCAAUGGAUAUUAUACCCAUGUCAACAUGUUCGUCUGAAAAUGCACCAGACAUGUACUUAAAUAUGCACCAUGAUGACAUAGAUGCCGGUGCACCAAUCUUGAAUUUUCCUCCAAACGAUUUGUGUCGCGAAAAAAUGUCUGAUAUCGUCAUUGAUAUGGUCGAUAGUGGCAUGCUUUAAUAAUCUAAAUUACCAGAUUACGAAGGCUAACGGUGGCAGCACGUGUAACUUAAUAUAAAGGUUACAACUGCAGAUAAGCUUUCUUAUAACGAUUUUUGAUUAUAGCGCAACCAUAUAUAAAAUGAUAUAUUAAAUUUAUGUUGGUAUAUAAGUUAAAAAGGAAGCGUACAUAGUAUGUAUAUAAUAUAAGCUUAUUUUACUUAUGCAGUUCUCUAUAAAUGUUCCAAAUAUGUGAAGCGCUAAUUAAUUUUCAUUCCCAUGAGAAUUUUAUAAAUGUAAUUUAAUACAGUAAGACGAUUAGAUUGAGCGAGGCGACUGUAGUUAUAUUUUAUAGAUUCAUAUGUAUGUAUGUAAGUGGGUAAAUGAAAAAAUAUUAGUUGUAAUCCAAAACCAAAGAAUAUUUCGAACGCAAUCCGCACACAUUCACACACUAUGUACCGUAGCGACUUCUGUGAAAGUAUUGCUAUAUUUCGAUUUAGUUUAAGUACUUUUCAAUAUUACAAAAAUAAAGAGUAAUGUCCUAUUUGUAAUGGAAAAAUUGCACUGUAA